This is a messenger RNA of Cylicostephanus goldi, 450 nucleotides long. The record is from the annotation of a GenBank genome assembly. NCBI's taxonomy places the organism in Eukaryota, Metazoa, Nematoda, Chromadorea, Rhabditida, Strongylidae.
AUGCUUCUUCCUCACUCUCCUGAUCAACCUAUCCACUUUGGGUGCAAAUUCAAAAUGAUGGUCAAGCAAGGCUAUCACAGCGGUGGUGCAGGAUAUGUUCUCAGCCGUGAAGCUUUGCGAAGAUUUGUGAAUGAAGGUCUUAGUGAUGCAGAGAAAUGUUCCCCCAAGGAAGGUGGAGAGGAAGAUGUUGAAAUAGGAAGUUGUUUAGAGAAAAUAGGAGUGUACGCAGGAGAUUCUCGGGAUAGUUCACAGCAUCACAGGUGCCUUCUUAGUGUUAUAACUUCUCUUCCAACUUUGAAAUCUGUCGUUAGGUUUAUGCCGAUGGCUCCCGAGGAACAUCUCAUGGUAGGCAAUGUAGAAAAGACAAUGUGGGUGUUUGCCUACACCUACUAUCCGUUUGAACAAGGCCCAAAUUGCUGCUCUGGUAGGCAUCUUGCAAACCAAAUCUAA